CUGAAAUGCGACCGACGAGAAUCAAUUGAUGCCACCGCCGCGCCUUGCACGAUCUCUGCGGCUAUGUCAUUCCCCAUGGAGCUCUCUCCAGAUCCGUUGGGCAUCCGAUGGCCCCCGCGACAAGUCCUCUCCUCCCCAAGAUGGCAAUCCACAAAAAGCCAGUGCAAACACGAAAUCCUUCUGGUGGACCUCAUUAUUCGGUAAGAUUCCAAGGCCAAUUCAGAAUGCCUCGCCUUCCCCCUCGCCAACAAGCGCCAACGAAGCGUCUCCCCAGCCAAACAGCGGCUCGGCACUUCUAAAGCAACCGCAGCCCACGCGCAUACAGAAUGCACCGAAGACUCCCUCGCCCGCGGGCAUUGAGGAAGGGACAUCCCAGCCUACUCGCCCUCCAGCAUUGCGAAUCGUUAAAUUCGCUACUUUCAAAGGCACAGCCACGGGUGCAAGAACAGAAAUGCAGCAUCUGAAGCAUGAAGUUCUGCAAUUGCGGAAGGAAUUGGCCGUUAAGUUGCCCCCCUCACCAUCGACAAAUCAGCUGGCCCCUUCGCUGUCCCCAAAACUGAGACAUGACAACGAGGCUCGGAGGAGGGGAAGGGAGCAAAUUGUCCGGACUGUGAUCGCGAACAACAUCGCCUCUGGUCAAAAUAAGCCGUCAUUGAAACCAGAAUAUCACCAUAAAGCUCAGAAUCCUGCGGGGGAAAUCGUGCCAAGCGCUUUCCAGUCCUCAGAGCAGAUAGAGGAAGCUGCUGUUGGGCGCAAGGAAAGACAAUCGCGAGCAGAAAGCACACCCCGGCAGGAGGGUGCAUCGCCAAGCACACAAUCCUCGAACUCAGCAGAAACGUCAUCGAAGCCUAAACAGCAUAGAAUAGAGACCCCGACCGGUCAGGUUAGAACUUCAGGCCGUCAAAAAAGACUAUGUGUCGAGGGGGGAAAGGAAGCCCAGAUGGUGGAGGACAAGACUGCAUUCCAGGCUUCGAAAUCUCAAGGACAUGUGCUCGUUGGUGAUUUCCAUUCACAUUCUGACGAUGAAAAAAUCGGCAAGGAGACGAAAAGUGACACCGAGCCUGAGAGGCCGAGACGGAGAAAGACGCGUCGGGAUCGGGUUCAAAUGAUGAAACGAGUGAACAAGCAAUUGAAGAAAAUAGGUGAUGAGAUUGCUUUCAUUCGCUCAGAUAUUAAUGUAAUUGCUGGAUCGAGUCUGGAGGGAAGCAGGGGAGAUUCGAAAGUGGCUUCGAAGGAAAGCAGUGAUAUGCGGAUGCACCCUCAAUAUCUGCCCACUCAACCAAGGCCUGUAGCACAAGCAGGACAUGUCAUCAAAGGCGAAACAUCCACCACCUAUGAGAGCUCGCGGGCAAGCAACUCGAAUAUUCAGACGGAGGACUCACACAAAGCCCCAUUCUCAGUCAAUGCGCCACGCAAACAAUUGAGUGGAACACCAGAGUCCACUCUGUCAACCGAAAAGCCGCAUGACGAGCAAUCCCUACUCGAAGAACUCUUCCCCGAAGCUAGCACGCCCAUUCAGCCACACUACCUAGCUGUUCCACAAAAGACCUAUCCCAAACUUGACCUUCCUGAUGAUGAAGGGUCUAUAGUCCGCAAAGAGUACUUCACGCCCCGAGAAUCACAACGCGAGCGCAUGAUAAAACGUUUCCAAAGCCGCGCAGAGUUCACCACGGUAUUACGAUUAAACCACUGCAGCACCGGGCUCACCGAGUCCGACUUCCGCCGUUUAAUACCCAAAGGAAAGCACAUCCAGAGCUGGGUGAGAGACGGGGAAUUCCACAAGAUAAUACCAGGGCGAGAUCCUCUAACACUCGAACGCCUGCCGUUCUAUUUCCUCCUCUUUAAGAGCCCCGAAUCCGCUCUAGCCUACCAAAAUAACGCCGCACGCCUCCACAAGCUCGCCGGCCUCCACCAAUCCACUUCCAUAUUCUCCGCAAUCCCUCCGCCGCAAGGCUUCCUCGAAGAUGGCGAAGACAUUAGCGCGGCACUCUCCUCGUACCUUCUUGCCCCAGCAACCCUAAAACUAAGUUUAAACAUGGUCAUGCAACCCUACCGUCCCUUUCUCCGGGAACUAAUCGAACAAGAAGGCUACAAACCCAUCGUCCCCAACACCGACGAAAACGGCCAGGAGAUCUCGAAAGUGCUAUUCUGGAUGUCCGGCUACGAACCCACAGUCCGCGACCUCUUCCACAUCUUCAGCCGCGAGGCCUACGACCGUGGCAUCCGCUGGCCUUUCUACAACGGCGAAGCGGGAAUCCAUCAUCUACGCAAUGUCGUUCACGUCAAAAAAAGCCCUUCCCAACUCCCACCUCUAGCUUCAAUUAAUAAUGCCGUAGGGGUUGUGGAUGCGCCAGCGUCCGACAACGUAAUGAUGGAUGCCAUGAUACGCGGUGCAGAGGAAAGGAGUCAUAAUCAAAUGGCCACAGGGAGGUUGUAUAAUCGUUGGGUGAUUGAGUUUACGGAUCAGGAUGCGGCGAAGAGGUUUGCGAGGAUUUGGGAUAGGAGGGUUUUGCCGCAUCCGAAGUAUACGAGCUGGAAGGAUGUGGAGGAGGUGAGGAUGUGUGGGACGGAGUUUCUUUGGUAGGGGAAUGCAAUGAGGUAGAUGGAUGGAC
Molecule: messenger RNA, 2612 nt
Organism: Lindgomyces ingoldianus
Lineage: Eukaryota; Fungi; Ascomycota; Dothideomycetes; Pleosporales; Lindgomycetaceae
Exons: 1
Coding region: 29-2584 (851 amino acids)
Source: RefSeq, a predicted model, not a curated record